Messenger RNA from Amphimedon queenslandica, 454 nucleotides. RefSeq lists its product as uncharacterized. The record is from RefSeq and is a predicted model, not a curated record. Lineage: Eukaryota; Metazoa; Porifera; Demospongiae; Haplosclerida; Niphatidae. Bases 86 to 454 code for a protein of 122 amino acids. The transcript has 2 exons.
GAAGAGAUGUGGUUUCCCUCAGACAAGAUGGCAUGAGCUAGGACUGAGACUAGGACUACACAAGAACACACUGGAUGCUUUAGAAAUGAUUUUUCGUGGUGAUGUAUCUCGGUGCUUGAUGGAAUGUCUUUGCCAGUGGUUGCGUAGAGCUGAUAACGUUGACAAUAAAGGAAGAGCUACCUUUGACUCACUGUCAGAUGCUCUUAAAUCUAUGAAUGAGAAUGCUGCAGCUGACAAGUUAGAUCAAGAGAAACGUAAAGCUAAGGCUAUUGAUAUAUUCAACACUCAUCGUCCACUCCUCUCUCAGUCUCUCUCUGAUCCUGUCAGUGUAGCUAUUAUGCUUCAAAGAGAGGGUGUCAUAACAGGACAAGUAUUGGCUAGUGUAGAAUCAGCUAGUCCCUCUGUUCCUAAUCAACGUGAAGUCUUGUUAGCUGCCAUUAUAGUAGUUAUUUGA